AUGCCUGUCACUUUCAAAGUUGCAAAGCACGAAGCAGAGAAGUGGUGGGCCCAAAAGGCCACCACUCCGGGAGAAUUCCUCGAAAGAACGUCUCCUAGAGAUUACAGACGCUCCAAACGAAUUGUCCAAAGUUCUUUCGAAAAGCUCCCGUUCUAUGACACGCACGACCUACAGGAUCGCCAUAUCACACCAUCAGAAAACGGUCUUGUCCGGGCAAUCUUUUCGGCGUACAGCAGUCAUUAUAACCUUGUCCUCCGCCCGGAAGAUGUGUGGUUUUCCAUCCUAUCCCAACUCGGCUUCUACGUCAACGCGCAUGCCGAAGAACUAAGAUCAUACUUCGUUUCGCAUGAGGGACAGAAAGAACUCACAGUCAAAAGUGCAAUACGAGACUUUGGGGCUCUAGCGAUGGCAAUGACAGAGCAGAUUCAGGAGAACGUCAAGGACCCGGAGCUGCGAGAAUGGAUCAUGCCGGCUUUCAGCACAACCACCACAUCUGAUAAAAUCGUCUCGGCCAUUUUGAUGAUGGGCGUCCUGCAGAAAUAUUUCUCCUAUAAGAUGUGUCUCAUGUGCGGUAUCCCCAGCGUGACGUUGCUCGGCGAGCGGGAUGACUGGGUUCUGCUACUAUCAAAGAUCGACAAGAUUCCUGAGUUGGGUGAGGAACCGACACAAUUUACAACCCUUCUCCGGCCCAUUCUCCAGCACUUCAUCUCAUCAUUCGAUAACCCCUCCUCUCCUGAUACCGUGGACUUCUGGCAAAGGUCUGUCCAUAGUCAGGGUGGCGGUAGUGGCCCUAGCUAUUUGUCUGGCUGGGUUACGGCAUUUUGCUUUUGGGAUGCCGAGGGGAGGCCCCUCUAUCGCCAGGACACCGUGGCCAACGGUCUAGGUGGCAAUCUAGACGGUAUCUGGUAUCACCGGGUAGAUACGGAUGAGAUUCCUUCUGGUUAUAACACUGUUCCUGUGAAAGUCGACGACUUCGGUAAUGUUUACAUGACCAAAAUGCUCGCCGGUCUGGUCGGAAUCGAAGCGACACCGAUAACAAGUGCCAGUGACCAGGAAGCUGGAUCUUUGAAUACUAUUCAGCCGGUGGCAGGAUGGUGGAUGUAUGAGAUCGACUCAGGAGAGGAGGAGGCACGGGAAAAAGAAAAACGUCAGCUUAAAGCUGAAAUGAACUCCAUAGAGGCUGCAUCUGCCGAUUGGGCUAACGACCCCCAACUCAGCGAGCGUUACUGGAAGUUAUUUAGCAAGCACCGCGAUUUAGAACUGGUCUGA
Molecule: messenger RNA, 1269 nt
Organism: Aspergillus oryzae RIB40
Lineage: Eukaryota; Fungi; Ascomycota; Eurotiomycetes; Eurotiales; Aspergillaceae
Product: DUF4419 domain-containing protein
Exons: 1
Coding region: 1-1269 (422 amino acids)
Source: RefSeq, a predicted model, not a curated record